AUGGCUAUUUUGAAGAUCAUCGUUGUUGGUGCCGGUCCUUCGGGACUGCUCCUUGCCCUCUUGCUAGCAAAUGCGGGAAUCAACGUCCAAGUGUUAGAGGCGGCGUCGAAACUUGAUGAGUCGCCUCGAGCAACACAUUAUUCAUGGCCUGCCCUAUACGAGCUGAAACGAGCCGGUAUCCUUGAAGAAGUUCGCGAGCGAGGAUUUGUAACCUGGGGUGGAAUUCAAUGGCGAAACCUUGAGGGUACUCUGCUGGCUCGUUUCAAUCCAGACGCCAUCCUCAAAGACAAUCGAUUGCAUUGUCUUCCCCUGGGCAAACUCUGUAACCUUAUGAAGGAACAUCUUGACAGACGACCGAAUGCUGAAGUCAAGUAUAUGCAUAGGGUCAGUAAGAUCGACCAGACGGAAGCUUGUGCGCGCGUCUGGGCCCAAACCCCCCACGGGGAGCAGACUUUCGAGGCUGAUUAUGUCGUGGGGUGUGAUGGUGCAAGUAGUCAGAUUCGUCAAGCCCUUUUCGGUGAUGACUUUCCCGGAAGAACCUGGGACGAACAGAUCGUUGCUACAAACGUAUACUACAACAUCGAGCGCCAUGGCUGGGACCAAGGGGCUUUCAUCGUCGAUCCAGUCUACUGGUCAAUGGCCCUUCAAAUCAGCCUGGAUGGGAUGCUGCGAGUCACAUACGGCGAGGUUCCAGGCUUAACGAGAGAAGAGUAUCUCACUCGCCAACCAGAGAAGUUUCGAACCAUCCUUCCCGGCCAUCCGUCUCCAGAGGAUUAUAAGAUUGUCAAUUUCAGUCCCUACAAGAUCCAUCAGAGAUGUGCAAAGAGUUUCCGUGUCGGACGCUUUCUGCUGGCCGCCGAUGCGGCACAUCUUUGCAAUCCCUUUGGUGGGCUAGGCCUUACUGGCGGAAUAGUAGACGUUGGCAAUCUUUUCGACUGUCUCAAUGGCAUACAUCAAGGGUUGGCCGACGAAAAUAUCCUAGACCGAUAUAAUCAGGUCAGACGGGAGAAGUAUUUCGAAUUCAUCGAUCCUGUCUCGAGUGCCAACCUCCGCCGCCUCAUUCAAGAUCCCGAAGUGGCUAUGAAGGAAGAUAGUUUUUUCAAGAUGGCAAAAGACUUUGAGGAUGCAGAAUUUUGUGCUCGCCUUGGUUUGGGGGUCAAUGCCAUUAUGCAUGACUUUACUCAGGAAUAUCGCAAGGCGGGGGAAGCAUUGCCCGAAAACCUGCAGUCGAAGACAUAA
Exophiala aquamarina CBS 119918 is the source of this 1239-nucleotide messenger RNA. RefSeq lists its product as uncharacterized. Gene Ontology annotation, molecular function: FAD binding. The coding region runs from base 1 to 1239 and encodes 412 amino acids. NCBI's taxonomy places the organism in Eukaryota, Fungi, Ascomycota, Eurotiomycetes, Chaetothyriales, Herpotrichiellaceae. The record is from RefSeq and is a predicted model, not a curated record. The transcript has 5 exons.